Molecule: messenger RNA, 1012 nt
Organism: Odobenus rosmarus divergens (Pacific walrus)
Lineage: Eukaryota; Metazoa; Chordata; Mammalia; Carnivora; Odobenidae
Gene: SNAPC2
Product: small nuclear RNA activating complex, polypeptide 2, 45kDa
Exons: 5
Coding region: 17-1012 (331 amino acids)
Biological process (GO): snRNA transcription
Cellular component (GO): nuclear body
Molecular function (GO): RNA polymerase II general transcription initiation factor activity
Source: RefSeq, a predicted model, not a curated record
CACCGCCCUCGCCGGCAUGAAGCCUCCGCAGCGGCGGCGAGCGGCCCCGGCGCGCUACCUGGGUGAGGUGACCGGCCCCGCGGCCUGGAGCGCCCGCGAGAAACGGCAGCUGCUACGACUACUGCAGGCGCGGCAGGGCCAGCCGGAGCCGGACGCCGCUGAGCUGGCCCGGGAGCUGCCGGGCCGCAGCGAGGCGGAGAUCCGGGACUUCCUGCGGCAGCUCAAGGGCCGCGUGGUCCGGGAGGCCAUUCAGAGGGUGCAUCCCGGUGGCCCGCAGGGUCCGAGGCGCCGGGAAACACAGACCCCGGCCCCCAUCGAGGUAUGGAUGGAUCUGGCUGAGAAGAUAACAGGCCCACUGGAGGAGGCCCUGACUGUGGCUUUCUCACAGGUACUCACCAUCGCGGCCACCGAGCCCGUCAGCCUCCUGCACUCCAAGCCCCCCAAGCCCACACAGGCGCGUGGGAAGCUACUGCUGCUCAGUGCUUCUGGAGGGCGGGAGGACUCCAGCCCUGACACCCCGGGCCCCGCCCCUAAGGCGAAUGGCCCCGCCCCCGAGGCGCCUUGUGCAUCCCUGGCUGAGCCCUCGGUGGAAGAGGACUUCUCCGUGGACUUUGAGAAGAUCUACAAGUAUCUGUCGUCCAUCUCCCGCAGGUGCCAUGGUCCUGAGCUUUCUGCAGCUGAGGCGGCGGUGGUCCUCGACCUGCUCUUGGCACUUCCCGAGGAGCUCCUCCGCCUGCCCUGCAAUGCCCUGGUUAAACACAUGUCGGAUAUGUAUGUGCACCUGACAGGCCCUCAGCCGGACCCAGCCAUGGAGGGCCUGGCGCCCGGAGCUGAGGAUGCCGGGACAAGCUCCCUGGGGCGAGAGGAGGCCAGCCAGGCCGUGCCCCUGGCUCCGGAGAAUGCCGGGCCCAGUGAACCAAGGUCUGCUUGGCAAGCAGCUGGGGUCUGCCCCCUGAACCCAUUCCUGGUGCCCCUGGAAUUUCUGGGCCAGGCAGCCAGCCCUGCGAGGUGA